AUGGGCUGCAGGCGUUCAUGGGAUGCAGAUGUUCAUGGGCUGCAGGUGUUCAUGGGCUGCAGGUAUUCAUGCGCUGCAUGCGUUCAUGGGCUGCAGGCGUUCAUGGUUUGCAGAUGUUCAUGGGCACCAGACGUUCAUGGGCUGCAGGUGUUCAUUGACUGCAGGUGUUCAUGGACUGCAGGUGUUCAUUUGCUGCAUUUGUUCAUUGGCUGCAGGUGUUCAUUGGCUGCAAGCGUUCAUGGACUGCAGGUGUUCAUUUGCUGCAUUUGGUCAUGGGCUGCAGGUGUUCAUGGGCCGCAAGUGCUCAUGGGCUGCAAGUGUUCUUGGGCUGCAGGUGUUCUUGGGCUGCAUGUGUUCAUGGGCUGCAGGUGUUACUGGGCUGCAGGUGUUACUGGGCUGCAGAGGUUGCUUGUUAAUAAUAUAGUUCCGACUUUCGAUAUGCCAAUUGUUAAUAUCAAACAAGGUGAUUUGAAAGGUGUGCAGUGUAUAACUGAUGAGGUGGAAUAUUUUGCGUUCAAAGGUAUUCCGUACGCAAAACCACCGAUUGGACGAUUAAGAUUCAAGGCUCCAGAACCGCCGGAGUCAUGGUGUGGCUUGCGAGAUGCAUCACAGCAUGGACCUGUUUGUCCACAAUAUAACGAACGUAUGAACCGCUUCGAAGCUGGAAGUGAGGAUUGCCUGUACAUAAACGUAUAUUCCAAAUCUCUAUCACCUGCUUGCCCGCUCCCCGUACUCGUCUGGAUCCACGGUGGAGGAUUUUAUACGGGCUCUGGCGACUCUGAUUUCUACGGCCCGGAGUUUUUCAUGGCCCAUGACGUCGUCCUAGUCACGUUUAACUACAGACUAGAAGUAUUAGGCUUUCUAUGUCUUGACAACGAAGAUGUUCCUGGUAACGCCGGUAUGAAGGAUCAGGUAGCUGCUUUGAAAUGGGUUAAAAAUAACAUAUCUGUUUUUGGUGGCGAUUCCAACAACAUCACAAUAUUCGGAUGUAGCGCUGGAUCGGCAUCCGCAUCGUACCAUUUGAUAUCAAAAAUGAGCGCAGGUUUGUUCAAUAAAGCGAUAUGUCAAAGCGGAGUAUGUCUAAAUGAAUGGAGUUAUAAUAUAUAUGCGAAACAGCGUGCGUUCCAAUUAGGAAAAUUAUUAGGGAAGGAAACUGAUGACACGACAGAAUUAUUGGAAUUUCUAAAAAACGUUCCGGCUUCAUCAUUAGUUAAUAUUCAGUUACCGGCAUUAGAAGUAGAACAUAGGGAUAUAGCUGAUAAUAUUCUUUUUGGGCCUGUUAUUGAAAAAUCUUAUUUGAAUGUAGAAAAGUUCAUAACAGAAGCACCGCCCGACACGCUAAAAAAAGGAAAUAUUGCAAACGUACCCGUAAUAGUAGGGUAUACGUCAGGUGAGGGUAUUGAAACAGCCCGGAAUCUUAGUAAAUUAGUAGGUUUUCUUGCAAAAGUUGGUUCUGUCGUACCAAGAGAAAUCAAAUUGAAAGUUAAUUCUGCAGAACUCAAGGUCAUAGACCAAAAAAUACGCACAAAAUAUUUCGAUAGCAAAACAAUAAUUACUAGCGAAACACUGCAAGAUGUUGUUGAUUUUCAGACCUACAGUCUGUUCGCGUAUAAUAUUUACAGAUUCGCUUCAUACUGCACGGAGAUUAAUUCAAGUCCUGUAUAUUUAUACAAGUUUACAGCAGAAACUGAGAGAAAUUAUACAAAGAAACAUUACAAAAUGAACAGUGUGAAAGGAGUAUGUCACGCUGAUGACCUUCCAUAUCUCUUUAACGUUACCUGUCUAAACAUUCCGUUAACUGAAGAUUCUAAGCCCAUUAUAAAGAAGAUGGUUAGUUUAUGGACAACUUUUGCUCGAAAAGGGAACCCCACGGAAUCAUUAAAUAUGCCAAUUUGGAAGCCCUACACAAAUAAGGAAAAGAGCUGUUACGUUAUCGGAAAAACAUUCCAAAACUCUGAAAAUCUGGACGCUGGUCAUAUUAAUUUCUGGGAAGAAAUAUAUACGAAUGUACUCGGCACUAGUUUGGAAACCAAAUACCACAUCUAA
This is a messenger RNA of Parnassius apollo (apollo), 2046 nucleotides long. NCBI's taxonomy places the organism in Eukaryota, Metazoa, Arthropoda, Insecta, Lepidoptera, Papilionidae. The record is from the annotation of a GenBank genome assembly.